This is a messenger RNA of Bombyx mandarina (wild silkworm), 5765 nucleotides long. RefSeq names its product Rho GTPase activating protein at 68F (gene RhoGAP68F). The record is from RefSeq and is a predicted model, not a curated record. NCBI's taxonomy places the organism in Eukaryota, Metazoa, Arthropoda, Insecta, Lepidoptera, Bombycidae. Gene Ontology annotation, biological process: small GTPase-mediated signal transduction; negative regulation of endocytic recycling. Gene Ontology annotation, molecular function: GTPase activator activity. Gene Ontology annotation, cellular component: cytoplasm.
AGAGCAUUUGUUUUGUCUGAUAAUCUCGAGUUUUACUCUUGUACAACUGGAAUCGGAAAUAAUAAAGCUACAUAGUUCUUAGAUAAAUAUGUAGGUAGUUGCUUGCAUUUUAAUUUUAUAAUUUUCUUGUUAAUUUCAGAUUACAGUACAUUUUAAACAUUAAUAAGACUGGAGGAUAACGGAUUUAUUAGCUCGAAGGGAUAUUGUCUACGCAUAUGAAGUAACAGCAAAUUGUUUGAUUUCGAGAAACCAUAAUUGUAUAGAUUUAUUUGAUGAUUCAAAAUGGACCCGGAACAUCAACCCAAACUUAAUCCGGUCAGGGCCUUUCAAGUUCUACAUGGUUGUAAUGGGGAAACAGAGGAAAAUUACACUAGUCUUUCUGAGUACCAUGACUAUGAACCAAGCCUUGAAUUUGAUGACUCUGAAUUGAUCCAUGGACCUGGUCUAGCACCAUUGCCACCGGAGCUGCUAGACAUUCCAGAAGAACUUUUAGAUAGAACAGCCAACGACGGCACUAUCGAAGAGAAUUUUGAAGAGGAAUUGGCCCGGGGACCCGAGGUUUACACUGAGAUUGCGGCGUCUGGAUUAGACGAAGAAGCAUUCUCCGAUUUGAACAACCGAGGGGUUGUAGAAGUAGUGGGCGAUGAUGAGGUCGGACGGCGUGUGAUCGUCGUGGCAGCUUGCCGCCUGCCACCCAGCAACGAGUUGAACCCAGAUCAACUACUCAAGUAUCUAAUGUUCACACUUGAUAAAUACGUUGAACAAGAUUACAGUGUUGUAUAUUUUCAUUACGGCCUAAAUAGCAAGAAUAAACCACCUCUCUCGUGGUUGUGGAAAGCUUACAAGGCAUUUGACAGGAAAUAUAAGAAAAAUCUGAAAGCUCUGUAUCUUGUGCACCCAACAAACGUUAUACGUGUCGUAUGGCAAAUGUUGAGGCCCGCAAUAAGUGUGAAAUUCGGAAGGAAAAUGAUGUACUUGAACUAUUUACAUGAGUUACACCAGUAUAUAAGUUUGGAAAAACUUUGUAUUCCUGAUUCUGUACUUCAAUACGACAAAACGUUACUGUCGAAAAGUCCCCGAGCUGCCGAGAUUGCUCAGAAGGUACUUGGCCGUUUCCUGGGCUCGUCUUCGAGUGCUAAAGAUGAUCAGGGCGAGAAGACCCCACGACCGAAAACCCAGCAGUUCGGUGUCUCCCUCCAAUUUAUCAGGGCCAACAACACCAAUGUAAUCGACGGUAUACCACCUAUCGUUCGUCAGUGCGUUGAAUUCCUGUCGCGGCCUGACGCCCUGGAGACCGAGGGCAUUUUCAGACGGUCUGCGAACAUGGUGACAGUUAAGCAGCUACAGAAUAGCUGCAACCAAGGCGAGCCAAUCUCGUUUCGCGAUGACCCCCAUAUCGCGGCCGUUCUACUCAAGACCUUCCUGCGUGAUCUCGAGGAGCCCGUGUUGACCUACGACCUGUACGAGGAAAUCCUCAAAUUUCAAUCGUGGCCUAACGCAGAGAAGCCGCGCAAUGUGAAGAUACUGAUCCUGGAAAGACUUCCGAUUGAGAACUACAAGCUGUUGAAAUACUUGUUCCAGUUUCUGUGGAAGGUAAAGGAUCGAAGCUGUCUGAACAAGAUGACCUGCAGCAACCUGGCCGUGGUGUUCGGUCCCAACCUGGCCUGGCCCCCCAGCGGCCAAAUGUCCCUGCAAGCGAUCGCGCCAAUCAACGCUUUCACCGACUUCACCCUGGAGAACCAAGAGUCGAUCUUCAUCAUCUAAAUAUUUCCGACCUAAUACUUUCGAGAUACGUACACACACACACACACUUUGUUUUUGUUUUUGUUUUCUCGAUUCUCUUUUAUAUUGUUUCAUUUAAAUUCUAAAAUUUCUAUUGACCUAACCAUGAUUAAAUUAUGUGAAUCUAACAAAUAGAAAGCAAAAAUAAAAUUCUACGUAAAUGAAAUGAUUGCAAAACGUGUCCAGUCGAAUUUCUGAAUGAAUGAUCAUUUAUGUUUAUCUAUAUUUUAAAUCUUUUUAUUUACUCUAAAAUUCCUUAAGGCAUUUAAAAAAAAACAAUCCAAUACAUUUCAUAUUGGUUUUACACAUUCCCUUUUUGCAUUCGAUCCUCACUUGACACGUCAAUGAGCCUUAUACGAUUAUUAAGUACCCACGUUAACAAUUGGAUUCCAAACUAAAAUAUGCAGCUUGCCAUAUCUGACCAUAUCGAGAGGUGAAAGGCCAUUUAGUUUAAGAGACGUUUUUGAAACUACAGGAGAGCCAUUUAAAGAUUAAAAAUUGGAAAAAAUCAUGAAAAAAAUAACUUAAGCUAUUUGAAUGGUGUAAACUUAAUUAAAAUGAAUUUAAUUGAUAAAGAUAAAUUUCGCGUAUUUAAUGAAAUGUCGCUUUCACCCCUCGAAUAUUUUUUUUUAUCUAGACCAGUACCGUACUGUUUAAGGAAAAAAUUUGUAUUAUUUUAUUUUACCUACUUCAUUGGAGCACGUUUGUGGCACAAUACCUGCCUUUAUUUAUCAUAUUUAUUAAUUAAUACAAUAAAAACAUUUUAAUUUUCGAUGUACAUUUAAGAGAAACUUUCUCGAGAAUGAAACCCGGAUGACAGAGCGCUCAUUUCUGCAAUUACAUUAAAAAAAAAAAAUGGCGACCUAAAUAUAAAAUAUUCAUUUACAGAAACGGUAAUGGUAUCUACAAAAAAUAUGUAUUUUGGCCUAUUAAUUUAGUUUAUUAAUAUUGUAUUCCGUUUUUUUUUUAAAUUACUUUUUUCUUGGAACGUUUACUUUGCAUCGUGUAUUGAUAUUUAUUUACAAUUUUACAUAAAUAUGAUUACGUUUUGUUGUGUAAAUGUCUACUUUUCUUAGGUAAUUAAUUAAUAUAAGUUUCUAUUUUCAUAAUAAAUCUUAGUAUAUUAUAUAACUGAUUUGGAGAUAAAAACUUUUAAAUUUGGUACAUAAUCUUCUUACUGGUAAGAGAAAAUAUUGUAAUUAGUGAAAUGGGACACAGGGAUUUUGAAAUAUUUUUUACUAAACAAAAAUUUGGAUCCGACCUAUUGGUGAUUCCAUCCACUUGUCAUUAUGUCGUACGUCCAUUAUGUUCAUUAACGAAGAUCCAUUAUUAUUUUCGCGGGCUGUAGAUGUUUAUUUAGUUUUAAUUGGAUUGUGUUUCGCAAUGUACAAUGAAAAUUAAUUUAAAUUAUGUCACAACUCCCUAUUGGAAUAUGGAAUUAGUUAACGAUAAACAAAUUUAAUUCAGUAACUAAAUUUACUCAUUAUAAAUACUUAAAACUCCAGGAACUAUACGUGUGUACGACUUCCGCCUUUGAUUCUGAAUUUCAAUUUUAUGUCGUGUUAUAAGUUAAUUUAAUGCCAAUUUGACAUAAUCAUGGCUAUUCCGUGUUCGACGUUUGACAAGUUUAUAUUCAUCGAAAAUUAGCUAUAAGUUAGCAUCGUUAUGAAUGUAGUAGAAAUUAGAAUUUAAUUCAUUCAUGUAUACCAAAAAUAACAAAGAAUAGGUUUAGUUUUUUUUUUCUUUUUUUUUUCUUUUAUGUUGUACAGUAGUCUGCAUUAUUAUUUAUCAUAUUUUUCAUUUGUUUCUACACGUUCGACAUUUGUUAUCGAACACUACAUACGUAAUUUAAGAAACUAUUUUUACGGUUUAAUCUCGUUAUUUUUAUUGAAAUUUCUACUAAAUGGUUGACAUCUGCGCUGUUAAGUACCUAUACAAAAAUCGUUUUCUUCCGGAAUUUCUAUUUAAUAGUUCCUCUACGUACAGGGUUGCCUGGAAUAAAUCGCUUUAAGGGAUAAGACCGCUAAUUGAAACACGUUUAACUGCUAUCACACAGUUUACUGAUAAUUCUUUACUUGCGGUGUUUUAAUAACGAUUUAUCUAUUCCAGUGUAAUAUUUAAAGUGUGUCAAUCUGUGUACUGUAUGUAAUUUUUUAUGAUUUACAUAUAUACCUAAAGAAGUCUUAUUUUUAAAGUGAUUCUAUAGAGUGCAUAUUGGAAUUGUUUGCUCUUCAUCUUCAUCGUCAUUAUUAUUAUUAUUAUUAGUAACUUGACAUCAAUAAUAAUAUUAAAAGCACUAGAGGUGAUUGAAUAUAAAAAAAAUCUCGACUUUACCUUUUUUAUGCCAAGACAAAAAAUCUCAGUCGUUCGUGCCAACGAAAAUUGUAAAAUGAAAUUAAUAAAUUCGAGAUUAAACUGUACAUACUAAAAAUAACAAUAGUGUGUUAGACUGUUAUGAUAUUACCUAAAUUCAUUUAUUAUUACACCUGUUUAUCUCUGUGAACGUCACAAAUGUAAAAGUGUGAAUCCAGAAUUUAAUUUAGAAUCAAUAGAUAAAUAAAUUAUCGGGGACGAAUCCGACAGUCGUCUAGCCCUAAAUUAGGAUUAUUGUGGUAUGUGAAUCAGAGACGCGAUAUACAUGCUUAUAUACUUAUCAGUGGAUUCAUAUAUAAAUAAACAAACACGGUGUAAGCGAUCUUGUUCUUCAUACGAGCAUCAGACUGAAGUGGGAAUCGAACCAACGACCCCCGAGCUAGCAGGCAAGAGUGUUACCUCGCUACCGAGCCACAGAAUCGGCGAUACAUACCUAAUAUCCAAAAUUCUAUGUUUUUUUUAUAUAAUAACAAGAUGUCAACUGUUAAAAGGUAACAUAAGAACGUGACUAUUUAUGUAUUUAAAAAACUACCUACCUAUUACUAUUUUUACAAAUUUUAUGAGGGUUUUAUAUAGUAUUUAAUAGGACUUUCCUUAACUUAAUCAAAUCACUGAGUUCGUAACGUUUUUAACGGAAGUUGGAACAGAGAUGUUCAAGGUGCCUAUUAAAUUACUUUUUUGAGUUUCAAUAAUUUUAUUACACACAGUUUGCAUUUGUAACAGAAUAGCUAAUAACCCCAGGCAAUCUUAUAUUAUGAUCAUAUUUAUAUUACUGUAAUUACUAUUUUAAGCCAAGAUCGGACAAAACCGAUAAAUAUUAUUGAAAUAUUGUAAACUUUGUCAUCACAUCACAUCACAUAUACUAGUUUGAUUAUGAUGACCGGUGUGUGAAAUUUAUUUUGGUGCCAUCUUAGAGUUCAUACAUACAUUAUUAACACUGUUUGUGUCAUUAUUAUCCAAAUUCAUUGUUUAGUUUUGUUCUGUCAUGAAAUGUAUAUUAAUAAUAUUAAAUUAGGCAAUUUAUUGUAUUCGUACCUUUAAUUAACUUUUAAAUCAUUGUUUUUUAUUCAAAUGUUUAUGAGUCGCAGAAUCUCUUUUAUCUAAAUUUCGACAUUCCAUACAUACCUUCUAAACUGUUUUUUCCCCCAUAUUACAUGAUUGGGAUAAUGUGUGUAGAUGUUAAUGUUAAGGAUAGAUGUUAAAUAUAAUAAUAUGUAUUAGAUAGUGAUUUUUUUAAAAGCGAUACGUAUAUGCGCUUUAUAAAAGCGAUAGUUACAGUCUUGGCGGUUUUACGUUUUAACAUCAUAAUAAGUGGUAAUAAUAAUCAUCAACAACUUGUUAUUUUAAUUGUAGCAUUACAAGUGAAGUACAGUGUUACUUAUAGUCACAACAGCAAGAUGCUAAUUUGUUGAAAAGUUGUAUGAAUUUCCAAACCAGUUGUAAUUUCAUCAAAAGAAAUUUAUAGUUGUUUUUCACUGUACUUGAAAUUAUUUCAUUUUUCUUGUUAAAUGCGUAAGUUAUCAUAUCUAGAGUAAAAACUUUUAAAGUUAAUAUAUCAACUGUUAACAUAAUAUAAAACUUCAAAACUUCAAUAAAAAUAUUAGUUGAAU